UGUAAAUAGAAAUAGUCUAAGCCGAGACUGGAAUUGUACAAUAUGUCGAAAAUAUUUGCCAAGAUUCAACUGUCCCUGUUUGUUUUAACAAUAUUUCUGCAACAAUCGUAUACAUAUCGAUAUGAUGAGAAAAACGAGUUCUUGGACGAGAUCGCUGCCAUGGAGGAUCAUGAAGAAUAUUGGAAAAACGUAAACAUUUCCGAAUUUUAUAAAACCAUAGAAGAUGCUGGAAUGUCCAACUCAGUGUCCAGAGAGGAAAGGUAUAAGAGACAAGUUAAGUUGGCCCUUCUUCACGAUGUAUGCGAAGAAAAUGGAACAAAGAUCAUCUAUGUACCAACUUCGUCUAUAAAUAAAUUUCCUUGGAUUGAACAAAUUACUCAAGAUCCCUCCCAAUUAGUAACCGUCCUAAGGGUCUGUUGCCCAGGUCAAGACGUAUUUGUCCUGAAUAAUAAUCGUUCCUGUGUUCCAUUCUGUAAGAAAUGCCGGAAUGGCGUUUGCGUAUCGCCGGAUAAGUGCGAAUGCUAUGAUGGAUUUGUCAAAAACGACAAUGGCGACUGUGUAUUUCAGUGCCCCAUAGGAUGUCUUAAUGGCCGAUGUCAUCUGUAUAAAGGUUGCAUUUGUAAUUGGGGUUUCCAACUAGAUUCUGCGCGACAAUAUUGUCGUCCAAAGUGCAAUAGUAAGUGCAAAACAGAACCUUUACGCAAUUGCACAAAACCGGGUGUAUGCGGAUGUAUUAGAGGCUUUAGUCUCAUAGGUGGUCAAUGUAGGCCUUCAUGUUCGCCUGGGUGUGGUCCAGGAGGAGAAUGUCAAGCUUUUGGAGUUGAAAGCAAAUGUGUUUGUUUUCCGGGCUAUAGUUUGCAGGAUGGUGUUUGUAAAAACGACUGUUUUCAGGGCUGCAAUAAUGGUAUAUGCCAAAAUCGUAAUAAAUGCAUUUGUAAUCCUGGCUUCAUUUAUGAUCCAACAUCAAGAAAUUGCAUUAAUCCAAAAAAGGCCUAUGAGAAAAAGCAGAAGAGAAUUGGAUGAAAAUUAUUAUUAGCAAGAAAUGAAGAAAUAAAAAAGCGAGUAUCUAACAAAUAAAGGUGUGCUAAAUUCGGCCUGGACGAAAUACCAUG
Molecule: messenger RNA, 1112 nt
Organism: Stomoxys calcitrans (stable fly)
Lineage: Eukaryota; Metazoa; Arthropoda; Insecta; Diptera; Muscidae
Product: epidermal growth factor-like protein
Exons: 3
Coding region: 43-1023 (326 amino acids)
Source: RefSeq, a predicted model, not a curated record